AUGUCGGAGACACGAUCAUCGGAACGCUUCAGCGACUUGGAGCAACGACUUGAUCUGCAACAGGGAACCAUCGACUCCAUUCACUCACGAUUGGAGCAGCAUUCUCUGGACAUCACUGAACUCAAAACCACCAAUGCUCGCCUUGAAGGUUAUCUCAAAGAUAUCUCUGCUAAGCUGUCCGAUGCCGGGAAACGUCCUGCCUCCACCAACGGCGAAGGUGCCUCUCGUGCUAUCACACCACCUCGUGUUCCUCCUUUCGGCACCUUCAGUGAGAUUCUUACACUGCCUCCUCCUCCGUAUGUGGUGCCGACGAGACAAACCAGAAUCGAGUUUCCCAAAUUUGACGGAGAGGACUUCAGAGGCUGGGCUUACCGGUGUAGGCAAUUUUUCGAGGUGGACGGCACACCUCAAGAUCAACGCAUUCGCUUGUUGUCGAUUCAUUUGGAGGGUCACGCAUUACGUUGGCACCAAACAUUCAUGAAACACCGGUCCUGUUCUGAGGUUGGGUGGAAUGAGUAUUUCCGUAGCAUGGAAGCGAAAUUUUCUAAUGUGCACGAGGAAAAUCCAUUGAUAACUCUCAAGCGGCUUCAGCAAGGGGACGGACUGGUUCAGGAGUACGAGAAGAAAUUCGAUGAACUUCUUUCAGAGGUUGAUAUUCCCGAAAGUGUCGCUGUUAAUUUGUUCAUCGGUGGGUUGCGAGAUGACAUCCAGAAGCUGGUUUCAAACUUUACGCCUUCUUCUCUGGCAAGUGCUGCGUGUUCGGCGAGGAUGCAAGAAGCGGUCGUUCAGGCGUUGCAUGACCACGGUCCUCUUCGAAAGACAUCUUGGGCUGGCAAUUAUCCGAAGAGCUCUGGCAAUGUGGGCUUGAAGUCCGGCCCAUUUCCUGACAGUUCCACUGGACCCGACAAAUCCAAAACGCCAUCGUCGCCUGCGUCUAAAUCUUUGGCCGUCACUCCCCCUUCUUCGUCCUCGGUAGCGUCCAAGCCCACCAGGCAUCUUACUAAGAAGGAGAUGGAUGAUCACCGGAGGAGAGGCCUAUGUUACUGGUGUGCCGAAAAAUACACUCCUUCUCAUCGCUGCAAAGAGACACACGUCUUCUCUCUACUGAUUGAGGAUGCUGAUGAACAGUUUGAAGACGCUCUGGAUGAAGUGGCCCCUGAUUCCUAUGGCACGCUUAACGCCAUUGAAGGCAGAGAGGACGUGGCUACCCUGAAAUUGGUUGGGCACAUCAAGAAGCAGCGAAUCAUCAUCUUAAUUGACACGGGCAGCUCACAUAAUGUGAUUAACUCCGCCAUGGCUAAGAGGCUUAACUUGAGGAUUCAUGAACGACCGGAGGUCACAUUAACUGUAGCUGACUCUCGCAAGGUGAGUGUUACUAAGCACUGUCCCGAUUUGUCAUGGGAUAUGGGGGGAUACACCUUCUGUGAUAAUUUCUUGGUUAUGAAGAUAGGAGGGUAUGAUGCGAUACUGGGUACCCAGUGGUUGAGAAAAUUGGGGCGUUUCUCUAUGGAUGUGGAAUUAAAGCUGUUCGAAUUUAAAUGGGAAGGUCAGACUGUAGAAUUACGAGGCCUGGGUUGCAAGAAUCCUGUGCCAGCUAAUGAAUUGAGUGCUUCCAAGGAAUUAGUAGUGGCUCCGCAUAUCUUCCUCAUUCACAUUCCCUCUCAGCUACAGCUGAAAUUGAGUUUCAAUUCAGAUUUAACACCAACACAGCGCUCCGACCUACAACACUUGUUAGAUAAAUAUACUCCAGUCUUUGAUGAGCCUAAGGAGUUACCUCCACCUCAAAGCUGA
Molecule: messenger RNA, 1791 nt
Organism: Neltuma alba
Lineage: Eukaryota; Viridiplantae; Streptophyta; Magnoliopsida; Fabales; Fabaceae
Exons: 2
Coding region: 1-1791 (596 amino acids)
Source: RefSeq, a predicted model, not a curated record